Messenger RNA from Juglans regia (Persian walnut), 1074 nucleotides. RefSeq lists its product as uncharacterized. The coding region runs from base 1 to 1074 and encodes 357 amino acids. NCBI's taxonomy places the organism in Eukaryota, Viridiplantae, Streptophyta, Magnoliopsida, Fagales, Juglandaceae. The record is from RefSeq and is a predicted model, not a curated record. The transcript has 4 exons.
AUGAUUGUCAUUCCUAGUAGUUCUGUGCGUCUAAAGAUGCUUCAGUUUACUGAGAUAGAUACAAAAAAUGCAGGAGCUGCUGAAUCCUCUAAUAAUUCUUCUGAAAAUUCUUCUCCUCCUUUGGGAAAUCCAUCUAAUGAUUCCUCAAGUUACUACUACUUGCAUCCAUCUGAUAAUCCUGGAGCUCUUCUUGCCAACAAUCUUGUGCUUUCUUGGCUAAUGAAUUCCAUUACAAAGGAGAUUCGAGGUAGUUUUCUUUAUUUCAACAAUGCUGCUGACAUCUGGAAUGAAUUAAAGAUUCGAUACCUGCGUAGUGAUGGUCCAAGAGUAUUUGCCUUGGAAAAAUCCUUAAGUUCUAUUUCUAAGGGCUCAAAUUCAAUCACUGAGUAUUUUAGUGCUUUCAAAGCACUACGGGAUGAAUAUAUUAGUUAUCGUCCCCUUCCAACUUGUAAUUGUGGAUUUUUUGAAAAGUGUACCUGUGCAGUAUUGAAGAACCUUGCUGAUCAACAACAAACUGACUAUAUCAUGAAAUUCUUGAUUGGUUUGCAUGAUUCUUUUUCAGCAAUUCGAAGCCAACUAUUGCUUCUUUCUCCAUUACCAUCAAUGGGCAAGGUUUUCUCUUUAUUGAUACAAGAAGAGAGCCAAUGUUCCUUAACCAAUGCAGUAGAUAUCCCCCUUGAUUCUCAUGCUAUGGCUACUGCACAACCAUCUACACAAACUCAUUCAAAUGUUGUUAAGUUCAGCAAAGUCAAAGGCAAAUCAGAUGUCAUCUAUUCCCAUUGUGGAUUCUCUGGUCAUCUUGUAGAUAAGUGUUUCCAUCUUAUAGGCUAUCCACCAGGAUGGAAAGGGCCUCGAUUAAAGAGAAUUAAUUCUACACGAUUACCCAAUGCAAACAUUGCAUCUUUUAUGGAGCAAAACUUAAACAACCCAACUAUGUUUUUUUCUCAAGAGCAAAUACAGAAUUUGAUCACUCUUGCAAAUAGCCUAUCCACUUCUCCUAUCUAUCCUAAUCCUACAGUUAACACUGCCUCUACAUCAGGACCUCAACAAAUGGAGGAUGAUUGGGCUUGCUGA